GGAGCCAUGGUGUAUUCAGGCGAGUGUGGGAUGUCAAGCACAAGCGCACCGCUUCCGAUUCAGCCCUUCACAAUAAGAUUUGAAAGAUUCGAACUUCCGCUCAAAUUGCGUUAAAGAAAUGAAAUGUACUGGAAACGUCUGUCAGCAAACUGUUAACAACACCGAUUUUGAACUUGUCUAAAGCAGAAAAAAAAAGGAAUUAAUAGACAGACUGAACUCGUUUGAGUGUAGCGACACUGUGGCGGAGAUGGCGCAGUGCAGCCUGUGGUUGCCAUGGUGCAGCGUCAGCGAGGUCAGAUUUAGCAAACGUCAAGGCGUGGACCGGAAAAACACUUCAAACCAACGGACCCAGUGAUCGCCCUUUUUGUUUUUCUUGUUUGCCGAAAAGCUACAACCCCGAACCUUCUGUAAAGGACGUGUAUAACUAGAAACUAGAGACGAUGCUGCCGUCGCAUUCUCAUCCGAGCUAGCACCGUUUGCUAAAGUUCAAGCUAGUCGCCACCCAAGCCACUUAAACUAUGUCACGCACUACGUCUCCGAAACCAAAAGAAGGAGCGAUCAGGAGUGACUGGGAUGACAGUCCGAGUCAGCGCUACCUCCGGAGCAGCAAGAGCCGCUCGCAAGCCUCCUCCUCCUCAUACUCCUCUAAACAAGAGCACCGACGCAGCGUUGUCCACAGCCGGAGCCAAGAUGAAGAGUCCAGAACCAGUCGUUCCCAUCCAGAUCGGGACCAAGAGUCAGACAGAGACGAGCAGAGAACAAACGGCUCGCUCUACUCUGAAGACUCUGAGACGCUGACUCGGCGCUCUCUGUCGCCGUACUCCUGCUCACGCACCCCGUCCCCCACCCCACUUAGAAGAAUGCAUGGCAAGAGGGUCUCGGGCAGUCCCAUCCACAAGACUGGUCUUGGGCGUCGGCCACUUCGUCCAGGUGGACUCCCACAGUCUUACUUGAGGGGUCAGCGUUCCCACAGCAAAGAGCCCGCUCCCUCUAAAGACCUGGACCUGGUGACCAAGAGGAUGCUGUCCGCCCGUCUGCUGAAGAUCAAUGAGCUGCGGAACAGUCUGGCGGAGCUGCAGCUGCGCACGGACGAGCUGCAGAAGGAAAACCGCAUCCUGCGACAGCUGAAGAUCCGUCAGGAGAAAGCUCUGCAGCGCUAUGACGACACAGAGAGUGAAAUCUCCAAGCUGAUCUCGCAACACUCCAACGAGACACAGGCCCUCCGCGAGCGCCUGCGCCGCACCAAAGAGAGGGAGCGGGCGGCCGAGCGGCGGCUGAAGGAGAGCGAGGAGCAGCUGCAGAGGAGCCGCUCCACCAUCGCGCGGCUGAAGAAGCUGGUGGAGCACAAGGAGCUGGGCGUGCGUGACGAGCUGAGCCGGAAGCUGGAGGAGGAGAAGGUGCGAGCGCAGGAGAUGGAGCUGAGAGUGAAGGAGCUGGAGCGCAGCCUGGAGCUCAGCAGCGGAAGCUUUCAGCGGCAGCUGGCUGCAGAGAGGAAGAAGACCCUGAGUGUCCAGGAGGAGAUGAAGACUCUGCAGGGGGAGCUGGACCAGCUGACCCACAAGCUCAAGGAGAAGGAGCGAGAGCUGGACACCCGGAACAUCUACGCCAAUCGCAUGGUGAAGAGCUCCCAGAGGAAGGAGGCAGACACCAGACAGAAGAUCUCCAGCAGGAGCAGCAGCAAAGCCAUUCAGACUCAGGACAGGGUCUCCAGCCCGGACUUCCCCUCUCCUCCCCCGGCCCUCGCGGAAGCCAGUGAGCACAUACCUGACGAGUACCUGUCACUAAAGGAGCAGGACAGGAGGUGUGACACUGAGGAGAAGCACCCACCCUCCGCCCCGCAGAAGGAGACCCAGGAGGACGACACACAGACAAAGAGAAGUGGUGCUGAGGCGACGGGGGUCACAGGUGGAGUCUUCAGCGUCGCGCAGGAAGAGGCGGUGAGGAGGCCGGGUCAUGUCCAGGGAGAGGUGGAGCGGUGGAACCAGCAGGCGGCCGAGGAAACUCGCCGGAAGAAGGAGCAGCUUCUGGCCAAGAUGAGAGAGAUCGACUGUGAGAAUCACGGCGUCCAGCUGUUCACUGAGUCCAGCUCUGUUGGUAACACAGAAGGGUCCAUCUUUAAUUUGACUGAACCAGAGCUGGGUUUGCGAGGGAGGAGGCGUCCCGUUCUGGAGGCCGGAGCCACAGGAAGGAGACCGACACGGUCCGAGGUGUCCAGCGAGGACCUGGCGUUUGGCGGCUACGCCCCGUCUUUUACUCAGCCGGGCUUCCCUUCGCCUCCACCCCGAGAGGGGAGGGACUCCGCCUUAGAGGCCAUCGGUGUGUUCACCCUCAGGGGGGCGGAGACCGCCCCAAGGGAGCCCGACAAAGGCACAGACCAGCAGAGGAAGUCCAAUCUCAUGCAGCAGCUGUUCGGCACCGUCGCCACGAUCAGCUCUCCUGCAGCCACCAAUGGCCUGGGCUUGGGCCAGGACUCGCUGCUCGGCUUCCGCCCCUCCAGCCCCCCCGGCCUCAGCACCCUGCGGGUCAGAGAGAGCCGCCCCGCCGUCCGCGCUAUCACCUCGUUCGACGACGACAUUGAAGAGAUCACUUUGUGAACCGUAGUUCUGCAGCUGUGACCCGUGAGACUCUUAUUUAUUUAAAUUAUUCGAGAGCACUUCCUGUUGACCCCUGACAAUCACGGUGUGAUGACGUCACCGCUGUCGGUUUUCUAGCUCGUCAAAUGGCCACAGUGAGUCAGAGGUGACUCAGAUUCACUGAAGUGUUGUAGAGUUUGUUUGUUUUAAAACAAAAUGUCAUUUUAAGGUCAACAGACCAGAGACUGACCAGCCAUAAGUAUUGAUACCCGACGCGCGACUCGGUAACGUUAGUCACUCACCAACGUGACGACAUCGUUUUCAUGCCUCAGUCCUCCAGCAGAGGACGCUCUUGUCUCUCACCAACUACCUACACGUCACUUUCUUAAACGACGCUUUCCGAGCUGGUAAACACAUCCAAAAUCGUUUCCUGAAUUUAAGCAGGGUUAUAUAACUUUUACAGGGUUUUCUUACGGUAUAAAAACUGACUUUUAAAAUGGUGUUAUCUCAGGCUUCGUCCAGCACAAACAAAGAAAAUUAAUUUAUUUUGAGUUUCUUUAUUUAUUGGUUUUAUGAUGUUGGAAAAAGUAUCCUUUUGUAAUAAAUACCAAUUAAACAAGUCUUGUCGUUUUAGACUGGAAAAACUGUAAGCCUAUUAUGCUCGGUUUAAAAAACACUAUUUAUGAGCUAAUUUCCGCUGUUAUUUACUAAUUUGCUGUAAAUAUGACCAGCGCAACAUAUUACACGAAUCCGUUCAUGUUUAAAUGAAUGCAACAACUCACUUACACCAAUCGUUUUAGCGCGUUUGGAUUGGGGGCGGGGUCUGUUGAGUUUGAUUGACAGAUUACCUUUCUGUCUGUACUUUGAAAAAUAUCAGCAUGUGACAGGAGCAUUUAAUUGUCAUUGUUAUCAUUAUCGGCGCAUAUAUUAUUUAUUCUUAUAACUAUCAUGAUAUGUUUGAUAUAAUAAUAUAUAUGCCUGUAUGUCGACACACACAGUAGUUGCAUUUCCAUUACAUUUAUGCUGCUCACGUUCACAUUCCAACCAAUGACUUGAGAGCAUUUGG
Molecule: messenger RNA, 3639 nt
Organism: Synchiropus splendidus (mandarinfish)
Lineage: Eukaryota; Metazoa; Chordata; Actinopteri; Syngnathiformes; Callionymidae
Gene: lca5
Product: lebercilin LCA5
Exons: 9
Coding region: 519-2594 (691 amino acids)
Biological process (GO): intraciliary transport
Cellular component (GO): axoneme
Source: RefSeq, a predicted model, not a curated record